AGUGGGGUUGAACUAGAAUUUCCUCUUGCAAAGGAUUCCUACAAAUACGGGGUCUCCGUGGACGGGGCUCCCUACCCUGAACUAGUUUAGGAGUGGAAGCAUGGACUUGGUUAGCUUGGUCUAUCUUUCCUUGGGCAUCUUUACGUUAUGCAUGCUCUCCAAGGCUCUCACUGUCGUCUGGUGGAAUCCUUUGAGGAUCCAAAAGCAUUUCCUUGACCAGGGAAUCAGAGGCCCCGGUUACAGUCUCCUCUUUGGGAACCUAAAGGAUAUUGCUCAAAUCCAUCGCCAGCUUCAGCGUGCACCACCUCUGCCAUCGCCAAGUGAGAGCAAAUCACACCACUACAUGGCUGAACGCAUCUUCCCUCACGUUCCCUUUUGGAGUACAAAGUAUGGAAAGAACUUCUUAUUGUGGAUUGGCCCUAGCCCUUUUCUGGUAGUCACAGAUCCUGAGCUUAUAAAAAGAAUGUUUAAUGAGCCGCACCACUACUUCAUAACAGAAAAUCCUCCACUUCGUCGGGUACUAGGUCAAAGUUUACCCGUGAGUGUAGGUGAUGAAUGGGCCAACAAAAGAAGAAUUCUCAGUCCGCUGUUUAAUAUGGAAGCCCUCAAGGAUAUGUCACAGAUUAUUGCAAAAGCAACAAACAAGAUGGUAGACAGGUGGUCUAAAUUCAUCAAAUUAAAUGAUUGGGAAGUUGACGUGCAGCAUGAAUUCGAAGACCUCGCAGAAAAUAUUGCAGCCAUUAUUGUAUUUGGAAAGAAUGCUGAGCUAGGCAAGCAAAUAGGCCAUUUGCAGUUGAAACUCCAAGAUGUGACUUCUAAAGUAUUGAGGAUUGCUUAUGUCCCUGGCUCAAGGUUUAUCCCUAAUCCCUUAAAUUACAAGUGCGUUUGGUUGAAAAAAGAGGUGGACAAAUUAAUCAAAGAGCUGAUCAAGAGCCGCUAUUUGAGCAGAGAUGAGCAAGAGAAUGACUUUCUUGGGUUUUUACUUUCGUCAACCCUGACUCAAGAGCAGAUUGAGGAUGAAUGCCGAGUCUUCUCCACUGCUGGUUAUGACACCAUAUCCAUGGCCUUGUCUUGGGCUUUCAUACUCUUGGGCACACAUACUGAAUGGCAAGACAAAGCGCGAGAGGAAAUUGAUGAAGUGCUCAAAGGGAAUCAACCCUCCUUCGAAAUUCUUGGCCGGCUUAAAAUACUCAACAUGGUAGUCAACGAAACGCUGCGACUGUAUCCACCGGUGCCCCUCGCAGCCAGAGAAGCAAAGAAGGAUGUCAGACUUGAAGGUCUGGAUAUCCCAGGCGGGACAACCUUCGCGAUACCCAUUAUAGCAAUCCACUAUGACAAGGAGGUAUGGGGGGACAACGCCGCCGAGUUCGAUCCAAGCCGCUUCGCACAGGGAGCCUCCAAGUCGGCCAAACACCCCAAGGCUUUCAUGCCUUUCACCCAUGGGCCCAGGAUGUGCCUCGGGAUGAACUUUGCUCUCCUGGAGAUCAGGUUGGUUCUUGCCAUGAUCUUGCAGAGUUUCACCUUCGUCACCUCGCCUACCUACAAGCAUGACCCCGUGCAUGCUCUCACCAUGAAGCCUGGGAAAGGGGCGCAAAUCAUAUUCAAAAAAAUAUGAUGGUAGUAUGUCCAUCUGGAAUAAUCAUCCUAUGUGAUGUGGAAUGCAUGGAAUGUAUAAGAAGAUUAGUGUUAUCUAUUUCUGCUUUGCUUCUGUAGCUAUGUAUUGCAGGACCUGUGUUGUAAGUUCUUGGGUGUAUUUAUCCUAUUCCAAGGCUUAAGUACUGCAUUCACAAGAUUAAGUGGGUUGAAUUCUUUUCUUUUUUGGAAUGAAAAGGUGAGGAGAUCCAUCCAUGAUUUGGGUGGAUCCUGUUGCAUGGAGGCAGAAAUUA
Messenger RNA from Phoenix dactylifera (date palm), 1886 nucleotides. RefSeq names its product cytochrome P450 734A1-like. Gene Ontology annotation, molecular function: monooxygenase activity; heme binding; oxidoreductase activity, acting on paired donors, with incorporation or reduction of molecular oxygen. The record is from RefSeq and is a predicted model, not a curated record. Lineage: Eukaryota; Viridiplantae; Streptophyta; Magnoliopsida; Arecales; Arecaceae.